ACCGGACGGCGGGACACGCUUCGUAUUGUAGGCUCCGUGCCUCCGUAUUUAUUUUAAAUCUUAAUAUUUUGAAUAAAAAAUACGCUCGAAUAUUAUUCAUUUGAGUUUUCCUCCAAAUUAAAUUGUAAAUUAGUCAAGAAACAAUACCAAUAUGAGUACCAUAUUAGAAAAAAUUGCUGGGAUAGAGUCUGAGAUGGCUAGAACCCAGAAAAAUAAAGCCACAGCUCUUCAUUUAGGUAUUUUAAAAGCUAGAUUAGCUAAGCUUAGACGUGAAUUGAUCACCCCAAAAGGUGGCGCUAGUGCAACUGGAGAGGGUUUUGAUGUUGCCAAAACUGGUGAUGCUCGUAUAGGCUUUGUGGGUUUUCCGUCAGUGGGAAAAUCAACAUUAUUGUCCAACUUGGCUGGUGUGUAUUCUGAAGUAGCAGCAUAUGAGUUCACCACCUUAACAACAGUUCCUGGUUGUAUUAAAUAUAAAGGGGCAAAAAUACAGCUUCUUGACUUGCCUGGUAUUAUUGAAGGUGCUAAGGAUGGUAAAGGUCGUGGUCGGCAAGUAAUUGCUGUUGCCCGUACAUGCAGUCUCGUAUUUAUUGUACUAGAUGUAUUGAAACCACUACAACACAAAAAGCUGUUAGAACAUGAGUUAGAAGGUUUUGGGCUGCGGUUAAACAAGCAACCACCUAAUAUAUACUUUAGAAAGAAAGAUAAAGGUGGCAUCAAUUUGAAUACUACUUGCCCUCAAACUGAGUUGGAUGCGGAAGCUGUAAAGACGAUACUCUCUGAAUAUAAAAUACAUAAUGCUGAUAUUACGCUAAGGUUCGAUGCGACAAGUGAUGAUCUUAUUGAUGUUAUUGAAGGAAAUAGAAUUUAUGUGCCCUGUAUCUACUUGUUGAAUAAAAUUGAUCAGAUCAGUAUAGAGGAAUUGGAUGUUAUCUACAAGAUACCCCAUUGUGUACCUAUUUCCGCUCAUCACAGAUGGAACUUUGAUGAUUUAUUGGAGAAAAUGUGGGAAUAUUUGAAACUGAUUAGGAUAUAUACAAAACCAAAGGGCCAGUUGCCGGAUUACAACUCACCUGUGGUGUUGCAUGCUGAUAGAACAAGUGUUGAAGAUUUUUGUAAUAAGCUGCAUAGGUCUAUUGUGAAAGAGUUUAAAUAUGCCCUGGUAUGGGGUUCUUCGGUGAAGCAUCAGCCGCAGAAAGUUGGUAUUGAACAUGUGUUAGCUGAUGAAGAUGUUGUCCAAAUUGUGAAGAAAGUGUAAUUACAGAUGAUGGUGCUAACACUGAUGUAUGCCAGUGUUUCAAAAACUAAUUCCCUUCGUACAUAAAAGUUAAUCAGUUCAAUCUGUACUGUGUAAGUACUCUUGUCUCUUUCUAUCAAAUUGUCUUAACGCUGUGACAAAAAGAGACAGAUGAAUACAUAUGGGAAUACUUUAGUGAAUAUUAUACAAUAAUACUGUUUUAUUUAUGGGGGUAAUAAUAGGGAAUAUAAAUAUGACAACGCUAUGAAACAAAUAUUUUUAAGAUCUAUGCAUGCCUGGUUGCUGUAAUGGUGCUUUGCAUUUAUUGAUACUAAAAUUCAAAAUUAAAUAAUUACAUAUUAGUAUAGUAACAUACGUUCAAUUAGUUUUCAUUGAUCAAAAAAGCAAAUACAUAUCCUUUAUAGGGCUACGCAUCAUAUAACGAAAACUAAAUUUCAAAUGUCUAUUGAACUUAAAAUGUGUCAGACUGUUAUUGACACAUCAAAUUGUCUAUAUCUACAUAGAUAUAUAUGGUUAAAAAAACUUGUAUAAUAAAAGUUAUUUUAUAUGCAUCAGAAUUAUUUGAGCGACAACCUGAAUACAGAUAUCAUACACUUUGUAUACUUUCUUAUAUGUGUAUAGUUGGAAGUGUACAUCAGAAUUAGCACCGUUAAAACGCUACAUAUUGUAUGAAAAUUUCUUUAAACAAAUAAGUGAAAUAAAAUAUUAACUAAUUUUUUACAUAAAAAAGAAUAUUCUAAAAUAAUUAUGUGAAACUACCUAGAUAGAAAUUGCAUGAAAUCAUGCAGUCGACUUUUUGUGAACUAAAAGUUACAUGAAAUAAGCAACCCCUGUAAGUGUUAUAAGGAUUGUUAUUUGUAAUAAAAUUAUUUAAACAUA
Molecule: messenger RNA, 2134 nt
Organism: Pieris napi
Lineage: Eukaryota; Metazoa; Arthropoda; Insecta; Lepidoptera; Pieridae
Gene: 128up
Product: GTP-binding protein 128up
Exons: 7
Coding region: 152-1255 (367 amino acids)
Biological process (GO): cytoplasmic translation
Cellular component (GO): cytoplasm
Molecular function (GO): GTP binding; GTPase activity
Source: RefSeq, a predicted model, not a curated record